Messenger RNA from Dendronephthya gigantea, 873 nucleotides. Its product is annotated as probable thiopurine S-methyltransferase. Gene Ontology annotation, molecular function: thiopurine S-methyltransferase activity. Lineage: Eukaryota; Metazoa; Cnidaria; Anthozoa; Malacalcyonacea; Nephtheidae. The coding region runs from base 91 to 783 and encodes 230 amino acids. The transcript is spliced from 8 exons. The record is from RefSeq and is a predicted model, not a curated record.
CAUUAGUGCACCUCAGUUGUGCAUGGCUACUGGCUACUGAGUGUACAGGGCUGCCAGAAAGAACGCUGAUAGUCUGAUAAGUCAAAAGUCAUGGCAGAGGCAGAGCCACAAGAAAAAACACUCGAGGAUUGGGCAAAGUCAUGGGACGAUAAUAGAACAGGAUGGCAUUUGGAUCAUGUCAACAGCAACCUAACUGAGAACAUUGAGUUUUUAACUGAUGGCAAACAAAACCUCAGGAUAUUUGUUCCACUCUGUGGAAAAACAUUAGAUCUAUUAUGGUUGGUGAGACAAGGACAUACAGUGAUAGGAGUUGAGGCUGUACCAAAAGCAAUUGAAGAUUUCUUUAAAGAAAACGACAUUUCGUACGAGAAAAAGACACUUGAUGGAUAUGGUCACUGUUUUAUGGCUUUUGGUGGAAAACUGAAAAUUUUUAAUUGUGAUUACUUCAAGUUCAACAGCUCACUGGCAGGCGGGAAAGUUGACUGUAUCUGGGAUUGCAAUUCAUUAGGUGCAAUCCCUCCUAAUGAUUGGACACAAUAUCUACAAAUUUCAUUGGAACUUCUCAACCGUUCUCAUGGUCGUAUUUUAUUUCAAGCAUUUCUUUAUGAUCAAGAUGAAUAUGCCGGCCCUCCAUAUUCAGUUCCAAUAGAAAAACUAAGCAGUUUACUUGGUGAUUCUUACGAGUUACAGUUAGUGAACAAAAAACCAGCCGAGGAGGCUCGGUCACGUUUUGGUCAAUCUUGGCUUUACAACACAGUUAUCAGUGUAAAAUAUAAGAAGUGACGUUUUAAUAGAAUACACUUUACAGUUAAAUUUGUUUUAUCCAAAUGUAAAAUGACAAAAAUUUACUUUAGGAUUACAUUUAUAAGUACA